AUUUUCACAAAUUCAGACAAGGCACAUGCCGCUAGUGUGCUCGGGAAGCUUGGAAUAGAGGACUGCUUUGAGACGAUUAUAUGCUUCGAGACUCUGAAUCCCACUGACAAUGCUGAUGAUUCUGUUGGUGCCGAAGAAACUGAAAAUAUUGAACAACCAAAUACUGGUUCUGUUAUUCCAAAGACCCCAGUUGUGUGCAAACCGUUUGAGCAUGCGUAUGAAGAAACUUUCAAGAUUGCAAACAUCAACCCCAAAAGAACGUUAUUCUUCGACGAUAGCAUUCGCAAUUUGCAAACUGCAAAGGAGUUGGGGCUCCAUACAGUAAUGAUUGGCACAUCUCACCGAACUAAAGGUGCGGAUCAUGCAUUUGAGAGCAUCCAUAAUAUCAAGGAAGCAUUGCCAGAACUCUGGGAAACCACUGAACAGUGUGAAAAUGUUCGAUAUUCGCGAGAGAUUGCAAUCGAACAGCCAGUACAAGCUUAGGCCAUUUUUAAGUUAUCUGAAAUGUUGCUGCAUUCAUUACAGGCAACCAUAUGGCUGAUGAGUUUUCUUAUUUGUUUAUGUGAUUUUCUCGUACAUUGGAAUUGUAGAAUUGUAUUAUAUAUGUAAGCUUAAUCAAGCAAUACUGUUUCUACCAUGCUGGAAAGCCCCUUCUUUUCAUGACAGUAAAACUGUUUCUACCAUAUUUAUUUUUCA
Prunus avium (sweet cherry) is the source of this 696-nucleotide messenger RNA. Lineage: Eukaryota; Viridiplantae; Streptophyta; Magnoliopsida; Rosales; Rosaceae. The record is from RefSeq and is a predicted model, not a curated record.